CAAAGUGGUUCUACAUCGGCCGCGCAGCGCAGUCUUUCCGCUUGCUGUGGGGUUUCUUUAUCGCUUCAAGAUGUGCACUUGCACCUAUCUCCACUUAAACACUUACGUUCGCUAAAAAUGUCUCUAUAUGCUGUAGGGGUAUCCUUAUUCAGUGGACACGGCUUAGAAUGCCAUACAUGACGCCAGGCUACCGGCGGCAAGAGAGUGCGGGAUGAUUCCACGCCCCCAGAUUUAACCCCAGACUACUUCCCCGCAUUGGCAUGGUGUGCACGGGAGUAAAAUCGGCUACGACGAGCUUACGCUUGAUUGGCGCAGAACAAAUAUAGUUCAUGCUGAUCAUUGUAUAAGACGAUGAAAACGACUGGUAGAUUGUCUUGUAGACACCCUACGAUCUCGUCUCUCUACCCAGAGCAAACAUGGCGGAGCUAAGGAAACCCAGCAUCUCAGACGAGAAGGUCGAAGUCAUCAACGACACUGCUGGCACCCAUAUCGAUGCUUUCGCAGAGAAGAAGCUGCUGCGGAAAUGUGAUCUCUACGUAUUACCGCCGUUGUUUGUAUUGUUCUUGCUCGCCUUCCUCGACAGGACCAACAUUGGCAAUGCAAGAAUCCAAGGGCUCGAGGCAGACCUUGACAUGCACAACAAUGACUACAAUAUAGCGCUCUUCAUCUUCUUUAUCCCGUACAUCCUCUUCGAGGUCCCAUCGAACCUGGUCCUGAAAAAGCUCGCGCCAUCGACAUGGCUCUCACUGAUCAUGAUACUAUGGGGUGUUGCGACAGUUGGUAUGGGUCUGGUCAAAAACUUCAAAGGCCUGAUUGCUAUGCGUGUCUUGCUGGGAUUCUUCGAAGCUGGCUUGUUUCCCGGCUGUAUCUACCUCAUCUCCAUGUACUAUAAGCGCUACGAGCUGCAGUGGCGUCUGACGCUAUUCUUCACGGCGUCGAUUAUCGCUGGAGCGUUCGGUGGCUUGCUCGCUUUUGCAAUUGCGAAGAUGGAUGGAAUCGCAGGCUAUGGUGGCUGGAGAUGGAUCUUCAUCAUCGAGGGAAUCGCCACCGUCGUCAUGGGCAUCGUCACCAAGUUUUGGUGCACAGACUGGCCAGAAACAGCACGCUUCCUUACUGAAGACGAACGAGCACUGCUCAUUGCACGUCUCAGCGCCGACACUGGUGACGCUGUUAUGAACCGUCUUGACAUGAGGGCCGCUCGUCGCAUCUUCUCUGAUCCCAAGAUUUACUUGGGAGUUCUAGCAUACUUCGGUAUCGUCAACACGGGCUACGCUGGCUCUUUCUUCGUCCCGACUAUCGUCAAAGAGCUCGGGUACACGUCCUCGGUCGCGCAAAUCCGCUCCAUCCCAAUCUUCGUUGUCGCAACCGUGACUGCUGUUAUCGCAGCUUACGUAUCCGACCGUCUUCGAAACCGAUACUGGCUCACCAUGCUGGGCCUGGUCAUUGCGUCGAUAGGCUACAUCAUGCUGCUGGCUCAAAACAAUCUCUCUGCUGGCGUCAAGUACUUCGCAUUGUUCCUCAUCGUCCCAGGUGGCUACAUCACUCAACCCAUCGUCCUGGUUUGGAUGUCGAAUCUUGUAUCUGGACACUACAAGCGCUCCGUCAGCUCCGCUAUGCAGGUGGGCUUCGGCAAUAUCGGUGGCAUUGUGGCCUCGAAUGUGUUCUUCAAGACCGAGGCGCCGAAGUAUCCGACUGGGUAUGGUGUAAGUCUGGGAAUGCUGUGGAUCUGUGGUGCUGCUUGCACGGGACUGUUCUUUCUGGUCAAGAUUGAGAAUAAGAAGAGGGAUAAAGGGGAGAGGGACUGGAGGCUUGAGGAGCCGGAUGCGGAUAACCUUGGAGAUGAUCAUCCGCACUUUAGGCUGACUACUUAGACGAGGCUGCGAGACCCUUGUAGUAGACGUCCUCUGGGGUCUGUCACAAGCGUACGUAUUUGAAUCCAGCGAAGCCAUGUAAAUAUCGAUCCUUGAUAUCCUACGUGCUAAUCUUCUCGCAAACUGUUCUGGAGAGGUGUAGUCUCACCGCUACGCUUCCUUUUA
Molecule: messenger RNA, 2036 nt
Organism: Macroventuria anomochaeta
Lineage: Eukaryota; Fungi; Ascomycota; Dothideomycetes; Pleosporales; Didymellaceae
Product: MFS general substrate transporter
Exons: 6
Coding region: 417-1871 (484 amino acids)
Biological process (GO): transmembrane transport
Cellular component (GO): membrane
Molecular function (GO): transmembrane transporter activity
Source: RefSeq, a predicted model, not a curated record